CCUAGAGUAGAGUACCAACCGACCGACCAACUAGUAUAGUUACAUGGGGGCUCGUUUUUUCUCUCACAGAUGUUGGUUGCCGUUCGAUUGAUGGGCCGCCAACACCCUCUAAGCGCCCGGGGCUGAUGUGGUGUGGGUGGAUGGAUGGGCUUCCCAGUCAGAACGCGCCCUCGACCUGCGCGCCCAGCGUCCGUCUCGGACGGCGAUGUCUCGCUAAACGGUUAAGCUUCCCUGGAUGCCCGCCGCAGUCCUGUUGGUGUGGGAGGUUGAUGUUGGUUCUGGUGGUAGUUGUGGUUGUGGGAGAGGCUUUCCGCUGGCAUGCUGCCUGCGGCGUGCGUGCGUGUGUGGAGAGGGUAGACGAUGGGCUCCGGCAUGCAGGUGGGGGGCGACAGCCUGGAGGAUGGAUGGAUGAACGGGGAUUGAUACCUCGUUACGUGCGGAUUCGAGGACUGAGACAUACUCGACAGGCGGUGGACGAGGAGGAACACGAGGAACAGGAGGAGCAAACAGGUCCCGUUACACGCAAGAAGCAAUGCAACUUCCCUCCUCAUCCUUCUUCUCUUCCUCCUUCAUACUCAUACUCUUACUCCUCCCCUCCUUCGGCGGGGAAGCAUUGCCACUGCUUCACGUCGCCCAGUGUUGGUUCGUUACUACCAACUACCAACUAUCAACGCAUCCAACUACUCCGGUACUCUAGUCUUCUGCAAUAGUAAUGAGAGGUAUCGAAAAAGGGCUGUUCGAAGGCGAAGACCGGCGGGCCAGGGUAGGCAGAACCAUGAGAAGAAGAAGCUCUCCGGGGGGGCAUAGCCUGGAAAGAGGGGGCGGGG
Tricharina praecox is the source of this 827-nucleotide messenger RNA. RefSeq lists its product as uncharacterized. The transcript has a single exon. The record is from RefSeq and is a predicted model, not a curated record. Bases 126 to 710 code for a protein of 194 amino acids. NCBI's taxonomy places the organism in Eukaryota, Fungi, Ascomycota, Pezizomycetes, Pezizales, Pyronemataceae.